This is a messenger RNA of Coregonus sp. 'balchen', 27078 nucleotides long. The record is from the annotation of a GenBank genome assembly. NCBI's taxonomy places the organism in Eukaryota, Metazoa, Chordata, Actinopteri, Salmoniformes, Salmonidae.
AUGGUUCUGAAGCCAGCAGUGUUCACAGUGGAGACUCUGCAGGCAGGCCAGGCUGAGGUGUUGGUCUAUGUGACCGACCCUGAGGGACACACUGAGGAGGCUAAGGUGGUCUUCAACAAUGACAAGAACAGGACCUACACUGUCACUUACGUACCCAAGGUCGAGGGUGUCCACAAGGUAAACAAACUGCUGCCAUCAAUAUCCCAUGUAGAUUUAUGUUAUGUAUUAUUUACGUUACUUUACAUAUUUUUACUUGACUUGAUUUGAUUUGACUUAACUUUACUUGUCUUGAUUUUACAAUCUACACGUCUCAUUGUCACAAUGUACCACUAGAGCAUUGGAACCUUACAGGAACAUUUGAAUGUUUUCCACCUCAGGUAAAGGUGCUGUUUGCUGGGCAGGACAUUGACAAGAGCCCCUACACAGUGAACGUUGCCAAGGCCAUGGGUGAUCCCAACAAGGUCCAGGCCAGAGGACCAGGGCUGGAACCUACCGGCAACGUGGCCAACAAACCCACCUACUUCGACAUCUACACCGCAGGUAAGGUCCGGCUUCAACAAGGUCCGACCAGAAACACACUAGCACUGCUGGUCAAACUGGUGAAACUAGAAAAGGAGUCCAAACAUUUAGUCAUAGCCGUGGGAGGUAGGGAUGCUGAGGAUGAUACAGCACCCCCUGAGUUAUGGAUAUAUUUAUUGUAGUGUACUGGGCCUUUACUAGUCCUGUUUUAGCAGACCGAUAUAACCUUCUGUAACACUGGCAUUAUUUGUAUUCCAGCACCCCCACCCCCAAACAUCUUCCUGCGGCUAUGCAUUUACUCUGAGGGCCUACAACAAUGUCCAUGCAUGUUUCCUUGUUUUGAUCACGUGGUUUGACCAUGUUUCCUUGUUUUGAUCACAUGGUUGAUUAACAGCAUUUUGAUUGGUGUCUUCCUGUUGUCUUGUGUAGGUGCCGGUAAUGGUGAUGUGAGCGUUGUCAUCGUGGACCCUGAGGGGAAGAAAGACACAGUGGAACUGAUCUUGGAAAACAAGGGGGACAGUGUUUUCCGUUGCACCUACCGGCCCAUGUUGGAGGGCCCCCACACCAUCCACAUCCUGUUCGCUGGUCAGGAGAUCCCCAAGAGCCCCUUCAAAGUUCAAAUCGCAGAGGGUGAGUUAGCACUGAGCUAACCAACUGUAUCUAACUAUCACCAACUGUCACUACAAAGAUCCCUGUUGUUGACACUACUGUCACAUUGUGUCGUUCUGUUGUUGAUCUAUCACUCUCUAGUUCCGCAGUCUACAGCUAUCUCAAUCCCUCGGCGCUACUAACAGGUUGUCACGACGACUAAAUCAGUUAGUGUACUAUGUUUAAAUUUAAAUAAACUUCCUGUCUGUGAUUUUUAGCUCCUCCCUCUAUGGUGGGUCCUCCUCCAAUUCAGAUUAUCCCCCAGUCUGCUUUCACCUCUCCCGGGGGGGAGAAGGGGCCAGCGGGCAAGAAAGGGGGUGUCCCUACCCCCAAAGGCAAAAAGGGCCGACCAAGUUAGUAUGGGCCCUCCAGGUGGAGGCCUGCGCCCGUUUUGUCCGCUGAUAUGCUAGCCGUGCCCCGUCGUCCCUGUGCACUAUACCCUAUGCACUAUACCCUGUGCACUAUACCCUAUGCCUUGCAGAUGCCCUGUAUGCUUCUUGUGACGGGGGCAAUGCUAAACCAUCUGAGUGCCAUGCUUGGGGGGCGCCUGCCGCCUCGCCUAUGGCAGCUUGAUGUUGGAGACAGAUAUCUCUAUCUCUAUUAUGUAGCAAAGUGAAUGUUCUUGACUAGUAAGAAGCUAUCCAAUAAAGUUGUUUUAGUCUUAGUGGGAGGUUUUUAAAAAAAAAAAAAUUUUUUAAAAAAAUUUUUUUUUUCUUUGGGUCCCUUAUUUUGGGGAGAUUCAAUUUUUUUUAAAUUUUUUAGAAGGGGCAAUAGCCCGGUUUUUUUUUAAAAAUUUUUGCAAAUCCCUUUUGGGGUUAUUCAAUUUUAUCCCAACCCUUCAAUUUUUAUUUUAAAAAUGGGUCCCCCCUUCAUUUUUUCUAUUUUUACUGCUUUUCCUUCAAAGGGACCUAUGGGGAAAAAGCGGAUUUUUCCUGCCUUAAAGUUUUUGCUAUCUUUCUAUCAUUUUUCUAUCUUUAAACUAUUAAUUCCUUUUUUUCUAAAAAAAUCUCCAAAAACUAUUAUUAUCUAUUAUCAUCCCCCUUUUUUUUUUUUCUAUCUAUUUUUUUUUUUUUUUUCUUUUUCUAUUUUUUUUUUUUCCCCCUUUUUUUUUUUUUUUUUUUCCUUUUUUCUUUUUGCCGCUGGUCCAAAAUGUUUUGACUUACCAGUCCCGCCCCUCCCUGGUCCAUUUUACCUCCCCAAUCUCCGUCUUUUUCCCUGUCCCCCCCCUUUUUCCCCCCCCCCAGAAAUCCAAGGGGCGGCCAGGGGAGCCCAUAAGGGGGGGGGGGGGGAAAGGGGGGAGUUGUUUAAAGGGGGGGGAAAAGGGAAAAAGGGGGGGAAAAAAAGGGGAAUUUUUUUUUUUUUUCCCCCCCCCCCCCCCCCCCCCCCCCCCCCCCCCCCCCCUUUUUUUUUUUUUUUUUUUUUUUUUUUUUUUUUUUUUUUUUUUUUUUUUCCCCCCCCCCCCCCCCCCCCCCCCCCCCCCCCCCCCCCCUUUUUUUUUUUUUUUUUUUUUUUCCCCCCCCCCCCCCCCCCCAUUUUUUUUUUUUUUUUUUUUUUCCCCCCCCCCCCCGGGUUUUUUUUCCCCCCCCCCCCCCCCCCCCCCCCCCAAAAAAAAAACCCCCCCCCCUUUUUUUUUUUUUUUUUUUUUUUUUUUUUUUUUUUCCCCCCUUCCCCCCCAAAACCCCCGGGGGCCCCCCCCCCUUUUUUUCCCCCCCUUUUUGGGGUUUUUCCCCCCCUCCUUUUUUUUUCCCCCCCCCCCCCCUUUUUUUUUCCCCCCCUUUUUUUCCCCUUUUUUUUUUUCUUUCUUCCCCCUUUUUCUCCCUUUUCCCUUUUUCUUUCCCCUCCUUUCUUUUUUUUUCCCUUUCUUUCCCCUUUUCCUUUUCUCCCCCCUUUCUUUUUCCCCCUUUCUCUUCUCCCCUUUCUCUGUUCCCCCCUCCUUUUUUUCCCCUUUCCUCCUCCUUUUUUCCUUUCUUCUCCUCCUUUCUCUUUUCCCCCUUUCUUCCCCUUUUCCCCCCACCCCUUUCCUUUUCCCCCCCCCGGGCUCUCUCCUCCUCUCUCUCCUCCUUUCUCCUUUACUAAAUCCUUAUUUUAUUAUCCUCAAUCAGCUCUCUCUGGUAACUCUCUCUUCAUGCAACCUGCUGCUCUUCUCUUUCAUUGUAAUACUUUGACUUCCUCUUUGUUUGUCCCCUCUAUGGUUUAUUGGGUCACGGAUUUGCGAUGUGCAUCAGAGGCUGUAUCAGAGACUGCAUAAAGACUACAACAAGGUCCUGUUAUUCAUGGCACUGUGUUUCUCCUCUCAGGUGGAGCAGAAGGACCGGUGAAAGUAAAGGAUAUUGGUGAUGGUGUCUAUGAGUGUGAAUAUCUCCCUGUCCAGACGGGUAAAUACACAGUCAACAUCGCCUGGGGAGGACAGCCCAUCCCACGCAGGUGAGGACUAUACUAUCCACCAACCAGCACCUGACUCAGUUUAAGACAGACAACUUCAUAGAGGACUACUUACUUGCAAUGAUUAUGAUUUGUGGUUGUUUUUACCUACCUUAGCACUGAUCUGGAUCAGGGUAAGAUUGUUUGCUAAAUGUAAAUGGGGUGUAUACUACGGGUUUAUCUUCAUUAAAAUGUGUGUGUGUCUCCCUCAGUCCCUUUGAGGUGGAGGUGAGUGAGGAGGCUGGCCCUCAGAAGGUGAGAGCUUGGGGCCCCGGCCUGGUGACCGGCCAGGUGGGCAAGUCAGCUGACUUCGUGGUCGAGGCCAUCGGCACCGAAGUAGGAACUCUGGGUAAGUCAGGACAUGAGGGCCCUGGGGAAUUAUGGGUAAUGUAGUUGAACCAGUAGAGUAAUGGAUUAGGCACAUGACUUGUUCUUUAGAGCCACAGGUUCGCUUGGUAUUCUUACAGGUGUGAAAGGGGACAUUAACUGGAUGCCUCUUGAGUGAUUAGGAGACUAAAGUCUAAAGUUCUUCAUAUGCCCUCCUCUCUCCAGGUUUCUCUAUUGAGGGUCCGUCCCAGGCUAAGAUAGAAUGUGACGAUAAGGGUGACGGCUCCUGCGAUGUCCGCUAUUGGCCCACUGAGCCAGGUGACUACGCCGUCCAUGUCAUCUGUGAUGACGAAGACAUCAAGGACAGCCCCUUCAUGGCCCACAUCCUGCCUGCAGCCAAUGACUGCUUCCCUGAGAAGGUUAGCUCUGCCCACCACUCCAGCUAGCUCCGCCCUACAGGAGUAGUAGUCUUUAUAAAACACGAAAACACACUGAUGUGUAAAUACAACAAAUACACAAACUAACAAAUAAACUAACAUAAUAAACACCUAAAUACAUUUCUCCUCUGCAGGUGAAAGCUUUCGGUCCAGGUCUGGAGCCCACUGGGGUCAUUGUAAACAAACCGGCAGAGUUCACCAUCGAUGCCCGCGAGGCUGGCAACGGCCACCUCAAGAUCUACGCCCAGGAUACGGAGGGCGUGACCAUCGACAUUAAGAUCAGUGAUAAGGGAGACGGCACCUUCCUGUGUGUGUACGUCCCCAUCAAGCCCAUCAAACACACCAUCAUCAUCACCUGGGGAGACGUCAACGUGCCCAACAGCCCCUUCAGGGUGAGUAGGACCGACCCACUGGGCUUCGAACCCAGAUCUCCUGUGCAUUACCAGACGUCAUUAGCCUGCUGACUUAAAGCCUAGGCAUUAGGUCAGGGACGUCUCAGACAGACAAGGCCGUUACAUAAGCUCAGCCACUCUACUCUUCCUUUGGCAAGAUCACACUCCACUAGAAAUGGAUGUGAGUACUUUAGGUAGCAGCCAUAGUGCUGUGGGUCAAGUACUGUGUCUGUGUGUAUAGGUGAUAGUUGGAGAGGGCUGCCACCCAGCCAAGGUCAAGGUGUAUGGUCCAGGAGUGGAGAAGACAGGACUCAAGGCCAACGAGCCCACCUACUUCACUGUGGACUGUGCCGAGGCUGGACAAGGUACGUUUGUGUGAAUAGGAAAUACUACUGAAAAGGCUUGUUCCUGUAGAAUAACCCUUUAGGGUUCCAGGUAGAACCUUUUCACCCUUUUAGAACUCCUUUAAAACCCUUUCUUCCAUAGAGAAGGCAGUUGACCAUUGUCUUGCACUUGUUCUUGCUAAUACCAACCUAACUUUAGUGCCUGCAGCUGUAGAAGGUCAGAAAGGUAUUGAUACUGAUAGGCGCAGUAUUAUGAGAUUUCUUCAUAUGUAGAUAUAACAUUAAUGUUUAUCCAUUGACCUCCCACAGGAGAUAUCAGCAUUGGGAUCAAGUGCGCUCCAGGAGUAGUGGGUCCAGCUGAAGCUGACAUCGACUUUGACAUCAUCAAGAACGACAAUGACACCUUCACUGUCAAGUACACUCCCCCUGGCGCAGGGAAAUACACCAUCAUGGUGCUGUUCGCUGAGCAGGUAAAACUACAUUACCCAGAGUCCUUCAGUUGAGGGUUACUGUUAAUAUGUGGCUUAGCAUUACAGCUAUAAUAAUACUUCUUCUUCUAACUUCUACUUCUAAGGAUGACCCUAAUGGCACAAAAGUUAGAUCUGUGUCAGAGUUUUUAUUAAAAAGUGUACAGCAACAAAACUAUUCCAUGUUUGUGUUCCAGGAAAUCCCCAUCAGUCCAUUCAGAGUGAAGGUUGAUCCUUCCCAUGAUGCUGGAAAAGUGAGGGCUGAGGGCCCAGGACUCAACAAGACAGGCGUGGAGGUGGGUACUCCGACCCACUUCACCAUCUUCACCAAGGGAGCAGGCAAGGCCAAGCCUGAGGUCCAGUUCACAGCAGCAGGCCUGAAGGGGGAGGCUGUGAGGGACUUUGAGAUCAUCGACAACCAUGACUACUCCUACACCGUCAAGUACACCGCCGUUCGACAGGGCCAGAUGACCAUAUCCGUCACCCAUGGAGGGGACCCCAUUCCCAAGAGCCCCUUCAAUAUUACUGUGGCUCCUCCUGUAGAUCUGGGAAAGGUCAAGGUUACAGGACUGGACACCAGUAAGUUCUAAACUUUGUACACAAUAUAAAUUGAAUUCAGCUCUGCUUUGGUUGUCUUCUCAUCAAUGACUGCCUGGAGGAGUAAAUUGUGAAUAUUUAACAUAAAUUAAGUACAUUUUUGAUUGCCUUGUCUGAGACUGGACAGCUGUAAACGUGUCUAUGUUUUGUUGUUGGCGGUUGAUUUAAAUGUGUCCAUGUGGUGGUUUGGCGGUUGAUUUAAAUUUGUCCGUGUGGUGGUGUCUUAUAGAAGUAGAGGUGGGCAAGGACCAGGAGUUCUCCAUCAACACCCAGGGAGCUGGUGGGCAGGGCGAGGUAGCCGUCAAGAUGACCUCACCCUCCGGCCGACCAAUCCCCUGCAAGCUGGAGUCAGACACAGCCAAUGGCGCCCACUCUGUGAAGUACAUCCCCCCAGAGGAGGGGCCUUACAAGGUGGACGUCAGCUACGAUGGGAACCCCGUCCCUGGAUCCCCCUUCGCAGUGGAGGGAGUGAUGCCUGCUGACCCCUCAAAGGUAAAAUAGUCUAUAAAAUCAUCAGUAUUACUUUGACUGAGUGGGUAACACUUCAUUUGAAGGGUACCUACAUAAGAACUUCAUAAAACAUGAAUAACCCAUGCAUAACACAGUCAUAAGCAGUACAUGAGCAUACAACCAGACGGCUAUACUGAAGCUUAGCAGUCCAGCGGUCCUAACAUUAUGAGGCUCACUAAUUUCCAAUUCCACUCUCCCUCAGGUGCGUGCUUAUGGCCCAGGCCUGAAGGGAGGCAUUGUGGGCAAACCAGCUCCAUUCGCCAUCGACACCAAAGGAGCGGGCGCCGGCGGGCUGGGCCUGACCGUGGAGGGGCCGUGCGAGGCUAAGAUCGAGUGCCAGGACAACGGAGACGGAACCUGCUCAGUGUCCUACCUGCCCACUGAGGCUGGAGAGUACGCCAUCAACAUCCUGUUUGGAGAGCAGCACAUCCCUGGGUCUCCCUUCAAGGCGGCUGUGAAGCCAUGUCUGGACCCCAGCAAGGUACGCCUCCAAUAUGCCUAGUUGUUGAUUUAUUGAUAUGCCUAUUUGUUGUUGUACGGUUUACAGAUACACUGUCCAUGUAUUUAGGCAUUAUUAAAUCCUUUAUAUCUUCAUAUAAAAAUACAAAAAGUAUUGUAGGACAUCAAAUUUGAGAUAGUAUGUGUGUUUCUGCAUAAGUACAAAGAUGUUCAAAUAAAACUUAACUUAAACCUGAACCUGAACCUAAACCCAGACAUAAACCUAAGCCUGAACCUAAACCUAAACCAAACCUAACCCUACAGGUAACAGCCAGUGGGCCAGGCCUGGAGAAGGCCAAGGCAGGGGAACCAGCCUACUUCACAGUGGACUGCACCAGUGCUGGAGAGGCUGAGCUCACCAUUGAGAUCGUCUCUGAGUCCGGGGCUCAGGCCGAGGUCCACAUCCAGAAGACGGCAGAUGGGACCUUCUCUGUCACCUACAUCCCAUCCUUCCACGGCACGCACACCAUUACCAUCAAGUACGGGGGCCAUGUUGUACCCAAGUUCCCCGCGGUCAUCCAGGUGGAGCCGGCUGUGGACACCAGCGGACUGCAGGUCUAUGGACCAGGGGUGGAGCCCAGAGGUAAGGAGGAGGGAGUAGGGAUGGAGUGGUUCAUCUCUAGAUGCAUAUUACAGUAGUUUAUGGCAGAGACUACUAUAACUAUAGCUAAAGGCUACUACAGAUAAUGGCUACUAUGGCGAACAGCUAAACAGCUGCUCUUAGUGAAAAUGUGAGUUAGAGUUUACACGUCCUCUUCCAAUUAUAAUGUGGGGAGGUCAAUAGAAAGUUUAGAAAUAUCUACCAAAUCUAUUCAAUUUAAAAUGUUAAUUACUUCUUGCCAUUAUCAUUCACCUGAUGAUAAGACAAUACGUUAUUUUUACAUUUCUUUGCUAACAUGUAUGGGGGUCCCUGGGUUGCCGGUUUGCCUGGGAGGGGGUCCCGGGGCAAGAGAAGUGGGUCCCUGGGCAAGAGAAGGCCCCUGUAGUAUACUAUAGCUAAAGGCUAAAGGUACUAUAGCUUACUGGUAAAGGCCAUUAUAGCUAAGGCUAAGGUUACUAUUGCUCACUGCUAAAGGCUGCUAUAGCCAAGGCCAUUAUAGCUAAGGCUACUAAAAUUCACUGGCAAAGGCUACUACAUGCUAACAAUUACAGUAACUAACCAUUCUCCCUACGGUCAUCCGUGUUUAUAGGAGUCCUCAAGGAGGUCACCACCCACUUCAUCGUGGACGCCCGUAAAACGACCAAGAGCGGCGGUGACCACGUGAAAGUACGCAUCAUCAACCCUUCAGGCACCAACACGGACGCCUACAUCACAGACAAGGGAGACGGAACCUACAGAGUGGAGUACACCGCCUUCGAUGACGGUAAGAAAGAACCACCACUAUUAACCUGCUUGUUGUUGUUGUUUUAUUCCAGUCAUUUCAACAUUGUUGAUAAUGUUAGUGAAUGGAUUCUAGAGCAGAGAGAGAAAGGAUUCCAACUCAUUUCACUCCAAUAGGGGACAUGUAGCUAUACAAACCUUAGAGGAAGUCGCUGAAGAUGGAAUAGAGGGUUUUAGUUGACACACCCAGCAGGUGUUGGAGGAUCCAUUUGGGACUAGAUAGAGAGAGAACGGUAUAAAUACUGAAUGAGGCAGAGGAGAAGUGAUCUGGGUGAGGGUGAGAAAGAGAGAGAGACAGGGAGAGAGAGAGAGAGAGAGAGAGCAGAGAGAGAGACAGAGAGAGAGAGAGAGAGAGAGAGAGAGAGAGAGCAGAGAGAGAGACAGAGAGAGAGAGAGAGACAGAGAGAGAGAGAGAGAGCAGAGAGAGAGACAGAGAGAGAGAGAGAGACAGAGAGAGAGAGCAGAGAGAGAGAGAGAGCAGAGAGAGAGAGCAGAGAGAGAGGGAGAGAGAGAGAGCAGAGAAGGAGAGAGAGAGAGAGAGAGAGAGAGACAGGGAGAGAGAGAGAGAGAGAGAGAGAGAGAGAGUGAGAGAGAGAGAGAGAGAGAGAGAGCAGAGAGAGAGAGAGAGAGAGAGAGAGAGCAGAGAGAGAGACAGGGAGAGAGAGCAGAGAGAGAGACAGGGAGAGAGAGCAGAGAGAGAGAGAGAGAGCAGAGAGAGAGAGCAGAGAAGGAGAGAGAGAGAGAGUAGAGACAGAGCGAGAGAGAGAGCGAGAGAGCAGAGAGAAAGAGAGAGAGAGCGACAGAGAGACAGAGGGGCUUUAUAAAUAGAGUUAAGUUUGUCUGCAGUUUGUCUACUCUGUUCCUCUCAGAUACAGGGGUAAUGGGGUAAUGGCUAGCUGGAGGUAUUAAUAGAAGAAGCCCUGCACACAAAGCUCUCUGACUCUGAGAUCACAGAACCGUUCUGGUGUAAUAUUACAGCACUGGCCCCAGGGAAUCAGAGAUACACUGAGAGAGUUGUGUCAAGUAAAUGGUGUUACGGUAUGACGAAUGAUCAACAGAAAUGUUCUUGUUGUGUAGUCAAGAUGAUUAUCAUGUUACCAUACCCCCAAGUCUCAUUCAUCAUCUGAACGAAUGUUAGGAAGGAAGGUUCACUCAUAUCAGAAGGGUGCUGAAAAGCAUCUUAGAUAGAUAUAACUUCAUUGCCUUGCACAGUAAAACAAGCUUGGCCGUCAUACAAAAUCAUGUAUCUCUGCCAUAAAAUCAUCUGAAAUCCUGUGUAUCUGUCUAUACUAAGAGCACACAAUCAGAAUAAAACACAGUGAGAUACUGAAAUCCUCUCUGUGGUCUGUUCCAGGUAUGCACCUGAUUGAGGUGUUGUAUGAUGAUGUGGCGGUCCCUAAGAGUCCGUUCAGGGUGUCUGUAGUGGAGGGCUGUGACCCCACCCGGGUCAGGGCCUAUGGACCGGGUCUGGAGGGAGGACUCAUCAACAAACCCAACUGCUUCACCGUCGAGACCAGGUACAAUAUAAUACAACACAAUGGGACCACAGCCCUAAUCACUCACAAAUCCAAUAGAAAAUCGUAAAACAUUUAACUGUUGUACUUGUUGAUCAUGAUCAUGAUCGUCGUAUUAAUUUGUGUUGUUUUACCCACUUCAGUUUAACUGCACUGAUUGUUAUUCGUCUGCUAAAUGACUAAAAUGUAAAUAUAAUUAUAAACUGGGUGGUUCGAGCCCUGAAUGCUGAUUGGCUGAAAGCCGUGGUAUAUCAGACCGUAUACCAUGGGUAUGACAAAACACUUAUUUUUACUGCACUAAUUAUGUUGGUAAACAGUUUAUAAUAGCAACAAGGCACCUCUGGGGUUUGUGAUAUAUGGCCAAUAUACCACGGCUAAGGGCUGUGUACAGGCACUCCGCGUUGCGUCGUGCGGAGGAACAGCCCUUAGGCCAUAUACCACACCCCCCUCGGGCCUUGUUGGUUAAAUAACUCCUCCAAUUCCUCCAAUAGUAAGACAGCCUUUAUAACAGCACCUUUCCUUUGAAAGCAGUGUAACAGAUGUGAAAUGUGAUGUGUGUGUUCUCUAGGGGUGCUGGUACUGGAGGCCUGGGUCUAACCAUCGAGGGAGCAUCUGAGGCUAAGAUGACCUGUAAAGACAACAAAGAUGGCAGCUGCAGCGUAGAGUACGUUCCCUUCACACCUGGAGAGUACGACGUCAACAUCAACUUCGGAGGACACCCCAUUCCAGGUAAUGUGUCAUACACACACACACACACACACACACACACACACACACACACACACACACACACACACACACACACACACACACACACACACACACACACACACACACACACACACACACACACACACACACACACACACACACACACACACACACACACACACACACACACACACACACACACACACUGGGUGGUGGGUAGGCUAGAGGUUACAGAGGUGGGCCAGCAAUCGGAAGGUCAUCGGUUCAAAUCCCAGGUCCGAUGGGGAAAAGAUCUGUUGGGGUUUGACCGGAGGGUUGCUAGAAGCAGAAUCAUCAUGGUACAUCUCUCUCUCUCUCUCCUCCCACUGUAAAAGCUGACCGUACGGUGUCUCUGUCUGUGUCCCUGCAGGCAGUCCGUUCCGUGUGCCAGUGAAGGACGUGGUGGACCCCAGCAGGGUGAAGUGUUCAGGUCCUGGGUUGGGUGAUGGAGUCAGAGCCCACAUACCUCAGGCCUUUACAGUGGACGCUACCCAGGCUGGAAAGGCAAAAGUGGAAGUACAGCUAACAGGACCAUCAGGUGAGAGCACACACGCAGAAACAAUACAGUACUUUAUUGUCCAUUUGCAAUAAAGUAUUCACACACAAACACCCCCCCCCCCCCCACACCCCCACAAACACAUACACACACAUAUUUUCAUACACACACACUUAUUUGAAUGUAAUUUCUUGUCCAUAGGUUCUGCUGAGCCUGUAGCUGUGAAGAACAAUGGUGAUGGUACACACACAGUCAACUACACCCCAGCUCAGGACGGACCUUACACUGUGUCUGUCAAAUACGGAGAUCAGGAGGUACCUCGCAGGUGAGACAGACUGGCCACUGGAUUCAACAGAAACACUUUAAAACCCUGUAAUACACAUAUUUACUUUUCUGUAGAAAUGUCAUACAUUUUCAAUAGGAUCAUGACAUAAUAUUGUAUUUUUUUUAUUUAUCUCUCUCUCUCUCUCUCUCUCUCUCUCUCUCUCUCUCUCUCUCUCUCUCUCUCUCUCUCUCUCUCUCUCUCUCUCUCUCUCUCUCUCUUCUCUCUCUCCAUCCACAGUCCAUUCAAGGUGAGGUCCCAGCCUGGUCAUGAUGCCAGUAAGGUGCGUGCCAGCGGUCCAGGUCUGGAUAAGUCAGGUGUGGCCGCCAGCCUGCCAGUGGAGUUCACCAUCGAUGCCCGCGACGCAGGAGAGGGACUGCUCACUGUACAGAUACUGGUGAGUACAACAACUUCCUCCACACACAGGAAAUACAAUAUCUAGAACCUAAAAGGGUUCUUCGGCUUUCCACAUAGGAGAAGCCUUUGAAGAACCCUUUUUUUUUCUACCUGGAACCAAAAAGGGUUCUCCUAUGGGGACAGCCAAAGAACCCUUUUGGAAGCCUUUUUUCUAAGAGUGUAGAGCUGUUUUUAAUGGCUCAGUAGGUUAGACAAUGGCAUCAUCAGGGUUGUGGGUUCGACUCCCGCAUGGGCCACAUAAUACUGAAUAUAUCUGUCAAUGUUGACAGUUCUGUAAUCCGCUUUGGUUAUAUAAAAGGUUCUGCUAAAUAACAAUACUAAUAUGACAUCUUCUUCCCUGUCUAGGAUCCUGAGGGCAAGCCAAAGAAGGCCACUAUCCAUGACAACAGGGAUGGGACAUACACAGUGUCCUACGUACCAGACUCCACCGGCCCCUACACCAUCACCAUCAAGUAUGGAGGAGAUGAGAUCCCCUACUCCCCCUACCGCAUCUCAGCUCUGCCCACUGGAGACGCCAGCAAGUGUCUGCUUACUGGUACGUCUAGUCCUCUCUUCGCUAGACGAUGAUGCCAAAUCUGAGAUGUUUUUCCAGUCGUGUGAUCCUUUCUCUGUCUUUACUUCCCAGUGGCUAUAGGAGGCCGUGCCCUGGCGUCAGGUCUGACCAAGAUGCAGGUGCACGAGGAGACCGUCGUCUCCGUUGACGCAAAGGCUGCAGGAAAGGGCAAGGUGACCUGUUCGGUGACGACCCCAGCGGGGGUGGAGCUAGACAUGGACGUGCAGGAGAAUCGUGACGGAACCUACGACAUCUACUACACGGCUCCGGAACCUGGGAAAUACGUCAUCACCAUCCGCUUCGGAGGACAACACAUCCCCAAGAGCCCCUUCCAUGUAACGGUGAGGACUACUGUUAACAUGGCAUUGAAGUUAGAUUUGUAUGUUGAAUGGAUAUAGCUUGAUAUAAUCACUAAUACAUGAGUGCUGGUACAUAACUAUCUACCAGGGUUAGGGUUGGUUCUAUUUGAAGUGGAUGAAUGCAGCUGAAUUGAGUCCACCCUGCAGUCUACACAUUGCAUUGAAGUUUUAGUGGAAAGGGGAUUUUCAGGUGAAAAAAAGAGACGAUAGUCAAUCAUAAAACAAGUUGCAACAAGGAGACACAUCCAGCAUAGAGAGGUAAUGUUGUAACAGGCCUCCUCAGAGAAGACCCUUAUAUCCUCUAUUAGGCAGUGACCUUAGCCAAGUAUAACAUCAGCACUUAAACAGGUCAAAGGUCUGUUUAGUCAGUUACAACAGAUCCUUAUAGUCAUCAUUAGUCAGUUACAACAGAUCGUUAUAGUCAUCAUUAGUCAGUUACAACAGAUCGUUAUAGUCAUCAUUAGUCAGUUACAACAGAUCGUUAUAGUCAUCAUUAGUCAGUUACAACAGAUCGUUAUAGUCAUCAUUAGUCAGUUACAACAGAUCGUUAUAGUCAUCAUUAGUCAGUUACAACAGAUCGUUAUAGUCAUCAUUAGUCAGUUACAACAGAUCGUUAUAGUCAUCAUUAGUCAGUUACAACAGAUCGUUAUAGUCAUCAUUAGUCAGUUACAACAGAUCCUUAUAGUCAUCAUUAGUCAGUUACAACAGAUCAUUAUAGACUAACGGGUGAAAGUGACUUCCCCAAACAUGGCAUUAAUGUGAUGUUAGCAUGGAGUUAACAUGGUUAUCUCUGGUUUCCCCUCCCAGGCCCCUGUCAGCAUCUCCCUGCUCAUACAAAUAGCUUUUUUACAUAUCAUUAAUAAUCAAUACAACAGUAGAUAACAUAAUUAAAUACAGGACAAUAAUGAAUCAAAUCAUUUCCCAUUUCAUGUAGUUACUGUAAAAUAGUUGAACGUACGCAGCUUCAGCUAGAUAUACAGUAGCUACUUACAGUAGAUUCAGUAUGAUGACUGUAUUUCUCUUUUUCUCCCAAUAGGCCACCAAGGAGCCUGUUGUCCCUAGCGACGGCAUGGAUCAGUUCCGGCCUCUCAACCUGGUCAUCCCAUUCACCGUUCAGCAGGGACCGAUCACAGGUACAGGGACUUUAUUCUGUACUGACAAUCAAUAGCACACACACACACACACACACACACAUAAAUCAGUAGAACACAGAUAAACCCUUUUCACACUACUGAGCUCAACUGAACCAUGCUGUAAAGAACAGUGUGAAAGGAAAUAUCUCAGCCAGCAUAGUAUGGUCCGGGUCAGCAUGAUCGUGUUAAAAGGGCAAUACAUUGACUCACUGCUACACUACACACACACACUCAUGAAAUAUAAUUUGUAUUAUUUUUAUUUAAGUCAUUUAGCAGACGCUCUUAUCCAGAGCAAUUAGGGUUAAGUGCCUUGCUCAAGGGCACAUCGACAGAUUUUUCACCUAGUCGGCUCGGGGAUUAGAACCAGCGACCUUUCGGUUACUGGCACAACGCUCUUAACCACUAAGCUACCUGUAUCUUUCCCAGGUGAGGUGCGUAUGCCCUCCGGUAAGACGGCCCGUCCCCACAUCACAGACAACAAGGAUGGGACCAUCACAGUCAAGUUCAACCCUACUGAGAAGGGUCUGCAUGAGAUGGACAUCAAGUAUGAAGGAAACCACAUCCCAGGUACGACUGUGUCUGUCAUAACCAGUGGGGAAAACACAUUGUGUUAGCCUGUCUUCAAACUAAACCAGGGCUCAAUGUAUGCAGUUAUGCUCAAUUAAGAGACUUUCUUAUUUUAUUUUUGGUAUAUCUUUUUUUUUACCUCAGGUGUAUCAACAGGCAUAUUUACAUAUAUACAUUUUAAAUAAACAUUGAUGAACAUUGAACAAACUAUUUUCUGAUGGCCCAUCCCUCCAUGAUCUCUCUCCCCUACAGGAAGUCCCCUCCAGUUCUAUGUAGAUGCUUUAAACAGUGGUCUGGUGACAGCAUACGGACCUGGACUGUGUCACGGCAUCGUCAACAAACCCGCCACCUUUACCGUCGUCACCAAGAAUGCUGGAGAAGGUACUACUUUUUCUUGCUGUUCUACAAUGAUGAUCUUCUAUAUUCACAAUAAUACGAGAACAUUUUGUCCAUUAUAUUUGGUUUAGACAGUUCAGUAAAACCCCUCUAAAAAUGUUACAUUUUCUGGAGAAAGAAAAAACGGUGUACUUCAACUCUAAAAAUACUUUUCAUGGCUGAGGAAUAGGUUUGAAUUGUUAGAGGCAAAUGUAGAAUUCAGGCUGAACAGAAGCUAACCCCUCCUGCUCUCUCUCUCCCUCCCAGGUGGUCUGUCCCUGGCUGUGGAGGGUCCCUCUAAGGCAGAGAUCACCUGUAAGGAUAAUAAGGAUGGUACCUGUACUGUGUCCUACCUGCCCACCUCACCAGGAGACUACAACAUCAUCGUCAAGUUUGACAACAAACACAUCCCUGGCAGUCCCUUCACUGCUAAGAUCACUGGUGAGUGGAAUAAAGUGUAUAGAAAUAACUGGACACAAUGUUGGUAAUUGGUUAGAGAAGUGACUCAUAUUACCUCUUAGAAUUUGACAGAUCAUAGGAUAAUGUAAAUUCAUCCAAAUACAAUUUCUAACAUUCAGAGCACAGUGGUUGAUCGCCAUUUUUAAAUGGUUAAUAAAUGCUUAGUAAAUGGUGUAUUAUAUGGUUUGUAAUGGUCAGUAAAUGUUAGGUUAAUGGUUUACUAAAUGUUUUAUUGUCCAGGUGAUGACUCUAUCAGGACGUCCCUGCUCAACGUGGGGACAGCAGCAGAUCUGUCACUGAAGAUCACAGAGUCUGACCUGAGCCUGCUGACGGCUAGCAUCAGAGCUCCAUCCGGCAACGAGGAGCCCUGUCUGCUCAAGAGACUGCCCAACAGACACAUCGGUGAGCCACUAGCCGAGCCUGGGGAUGUACAAAGAUGUUUGGGCCAUUGGUGUAGAAUACAUGCUUUGGUUUCCUGAGUGUACUCUGAAGUAGCCUGGAUGCAUGCUGCAUUGUUCCGUUUUCACGUCACUAGUUCGGUCUGGCCAUCUUGUUUUGUGCCUAGUUGUUUUGUUUGGAUUUUUCCCAGAUGAUUCACUCCUCUCUUCCAUCCCUCCGUCUGCAGGUAUCUCCUUCACCCCUAAGGAGGUGGGAGAGCACGAGGUGAGCGUGAAGAAGAGCGGUAAGCACGUGACCAACAGCCCCUUCAAGAUCCAGGUUGGCCAGUCAGAGAUUGGCGAGGCCAGCCGGGUCAAGGCCUUCGGUAAAGGACUGGUGGAGGCCCACACAUUUGAAAUGGCUGAGUUCUUUGUGGACACUAGGAAUGCCGGUAAGACUAGGAACAUUGUUUAUGUGGAUGUCUUUUAGCCCACCUUGAGGGCUUAUUCUACUCAUAGUAGCCAAGUUUGUCCACAGAUAAAAUGCUCUUUCUCCUGCCUACCGCCUUACUCUCUGUCCCAGAUCUUCGCUCUCUCUCUCCUCAUCCUAACGACGUCUCUCCGCUCUAAUAUAGAGCCGCUACUCCAGAUCUCUCUUCCUCGAUCCACCACCACCCACACUCCCCUUCCCUUCCCUCCCAUCUCUCUCUCCUCUCUCGUCUCCCACCCCACCCCUCCCUCCCCCUUUCUCUCCCCUCUUUCUCUCAGGUUAUGGUGGUCUGGGGUUGUCUGUGGAGGGUCCGAGUAAAGUGGAUAUUAACUGUGAGGAUGUGGAGGAUGGGACGUGCAGAGUCAGUUACUGCCCCACAGAGCCAGGCAACUACAUCAUCAACAUCAAGUUCUCUGACAAGCACAUCCCUGGUUAGUGGCUUUACUGUACUUCAGUUUUCUAUAUAUGGAAAUAUGACUGUAUCAAAAUGUGUAAAAUCAGCAAAUGAACUUGGUUUAGGUGAGGUUGUAUUUCAUUAUAGAACAACAUUGUCAGUCACUGUUACCUGUGAUUUUUUUCUGCAUGAUUGAGAGGGCUAUUCCAGUUUCACACCUCUCUCAUUGGCUGAUACACUACUCCCUGACCUCUCUGAUUGGCUGUUGCUGGUAUUCCCUGAUAGGGUUGGGCCGUAUCCAGAUGUUCAUACUGUCAUACUGUUUCUGUACCGUACCGGGGUAUACAGUAUUACCGGAAGUGCACACAAGGGCCGCUAAUUUUUUUAACGCACAAAACUGUAUAUUGCCCAAGCCUACCUCUGAUUGGCUGCUCCUCUGCCCCUACAGGAAGUCCUUUCACAGUGAAGGUGACAGGAGAAGGAAGGAUGAAGGAGAGCAUCACCAGGAAGAGAACUGCCCCCUCCAUCGCCUCUGUUGGCAGCGCCUGUGGCCUCAACCUCAAAAUCCCUGGUGAGCACAGCCUAAACAUGAUCACAGUGUGAUAUUACUGUAAUGGUCCUGUCAUGGUCCUGUCAUGGUCCUGUCAUGGUCCUGUCAUGGUCCUGUCAUGGUCCUGUCAUGGUCCUGUCAUGGUCCUGUCAUGGUGCUGUCAUGGUCCGUCAUGGUCCUGUCAUGGGGGCUGUCAUGGUCCUGUCAUGGUCCUGUCAUGGUGCUGUCAUGGUCUGUCAUGGUCCUGUCAUGGUCCUGUCAUGGUCUGUCAUGGUGCUGUCAUGGUCCUGUCAUGGUGCUGUCAUGGUCCUGUCAUGGUCUGUCAUGGUCCUGUCAUGGUCCUGUCAUGGUGCUGUCAUGGUCCUGUCAUGGUCCUGUCAUGGUGCUGUCAUGGUGCUGUCAUGGUCCUGUCAUGGUCCUGUCAUGGUCCUGUCAUGGUGCUGUCAUGGUCCUGUCAUGGUCCUGUCAUGGUGCUGUCAUGGUCCUGUCAUGGUCUUUCCUGUCAUGGUCCUGUCAUGGUCCUGUCAUGGUCCUGUCAUGGUCCUGUCAUGGUCCUGUCAUGGUCCUGUCAUGGUCCUGUCAUGGUGCUGUCAUGGUGCUGUCAUGGUCCUGUCAUGGUCCUGUCAUGGUCCUGUCAUGGUCCUGUCAUGGUGCUGUCAUGGUCCUGUCAUGGUGCUGUCAUGGUCCUGUCAUGGUCCUUCCUGUCAUGGUGCUGAAGUACCCCACAUUGCUGUGUUGAUAUCAUCUAUAGAAUGACAGCAAUGGUGGUUCUUAAUCCUAUCAAUCGACUCUCUAUCAACUUUCAUACAGCUAUGCGUUAGCUAGCUUAAAAGCUAAGCUAGCUAGCGUGAGUCUUCAAGUACUGCUUGCGUCUAAGACUAACCAAACACUAACCCUCCAUGCUCUCUCUCCACCAAUAGGAAACUGGUUCCAGAUGGUGUCAGCCCAGGAGAGAAUGACUCGCACGUUCACAUGCAGCAGCCACACGUACACGCGCACGGAGCGCACAGAGAUCAGCAAGAUGCGGGGCGGAGAGACGAAGAGGGAGGUGAGGGUAGAGGAGAGCACCCAGAUGGGAGGAGCAGGAGGAGGCAGUCCCUUCAGAGAUGUAUUUGGAGACUUCCUGGGCAGAGAGAGUCUGGCUAGCUUCGCUGGGAUACCUGCUACAGCCACACCAACACCUGGUGAGAAUGAAUGAAGGAAUAAUACGACUUACACUUGGCCCUGUUGCACUUGUUCUUCCUUUAGUCUCAACAGCACUGAUUUGGUACAGUAGCAGCUCGUUUCUAGAAGGUUUGUUUUACUUACUUUAGUUGAAUGCAUGGAAUGUAAGUCUCUCCGGAUAAGAGUAGAAAUAUAGGAUUGUAGAUGAAAAGCAACACGCCUCCCAGCCUGUCUGACUCCUCCCCUCCUCCCUCCCCUCCUCCCUCCCCUCCUCCCUCCCCUCUCCUCCAGGUGAGACAGUUACCCCAGGUAGUAUGACGGCCCAGGUGACCAGCCCCGGGGGUAAAACAGAACAGGCAGAGAUCGUAGAUGGAGGGGACAGCACCUACAGCGUCCGCUUCGUACCCCAGGAGAUGGGGUCCCACACGGUCAACGUGAAGUACAGCGGGCAGCAUGUCCCCGGAAGCCCCUUCCAGUUCACUGUGGGGCCCAUGGGAGAAGGAGGGUCCCACAGGGUCCGGUCCGGAGGCUCUGGGCUGGAGAGAGGAGUGGCAGGAGAACCAGGUAAGUAGUUUGACCUGACCGCAUGUGUCUCGCUGAAAAAUAACCCUGUUAAUUGAUGUACUUGUCUUUUACUUUACUCUUAACAACACUCAUUUUGCAGAUAGCGACUAUUUUGAAGAAUGUUUAACUUUCAAUAAGUGAUUUUUUAAAAAACUUGCAUUAGUUGAACGUGUUUAUUACUUUAGUGAACAACUUUACGUCUGUGUGUUGAUUCUCUCUAUCUCUCUAUAUCUCUAUGUUAUUUAUAGCUAUUAUUAUACUAUUGUAUUAUCUGUUUCUUCUAUAAUAUAUUCUAUCUCUUCUGGUCCUCUUGUAUCUAUAUCUCUCUCUAUCUAUCUUCUCUCUAUCUGUCUAUCUGUAUCUCCUCUUUCUCUCUCUCUCUCUCUCUCUCUCUCUCUCUCUCUCUCUCGUCUCUCUCUCUGUCCUCUCUCUCUCUCUUCUCUCCUCUCUCUCUCUCUUCUCUCUUUCUCUCUCUCUUCUUUUCUCCCCUCCCUUUUUUAUCUCCCCCCUACUCAGGAAAUUUCCAUCGCUUUUAGGGGGACCCGUGGCUGAAAUCUUUUGAAAAGGGGGUGUCCUGUGGGGGGGCCUACUUUUCAGGACCGGAGAUAGAGUACCCCAUCUCGCCCCCUCUAACCCCCCACCCAUCUCCCCCAUUCCCCCUCCAAAUUUCCAAAACAACCCCACUAAAAACCCCAAUACCCACAACCCAUCUUCCAAAACUAACCCCCUUACCCCAAAACUUCCCCAUUACCCCCCUGCCCCCAUUAACCCCCAAACCCCAUCUAAAACCCCAUCUCCCCAUUAACCCCCAUUCACCCCCAUUUAACCCCAUCAGCCCCACUUCCCAAAAUUCCCCCAACCCCUCUUCCCCAUCCCGCCCUUACUAAACCCCCCCCUACCCCAUCAAUCCCCAAAUCCCCUCAACCCAUUACCCCUCUCCCUUUUCCCAUUAACCCCCCCCUUUCUCACACAAUCUAACCCAAUCUAGACACAUCUAAUCCCAUAGAUCCCAUCUAAAACCCGAUCUAUCCCCAGUACUAACCCCAUCUACCCCAUCUAACCCCAUCUAUCCCCAUCUAACCCCAUCUAACCCCAUCUAGCCCCAUAUACCCCAUCAACCCUAUCUAGCCCAUCUAACCCAUCACCCCAUCUAAGCCACAUCGACCCCAUCUAGCCCAAUCUAGCCCCAUCUAGCUCUAAGGAUCAACAAUAGGACAAUAUAUACAGUAGGCUAGGCAGUAGCUGCGCUAAGAAGCUACAUAGCGCUAAGAACCUACAUAGCGCUAAGAAGCUACAUAGCACUAAGAAGCUACAUAGCACUAAAGCUAAUAGCAUAACAUACUAGCAACUUAAGAAAUCUACAUACUUUAGUAGGCUAGGCAAGGUGGUAGUAUUUUCCACAGUAUAUCAGAGAAACUGAGAAGCUGUCAUAUAUGGCAGAGACAAUGACAGCUAUUGAUCUGAUCGUACUGAACUGACAUAUUGUUUUGUGGUAUUUACACCAUGUCUUCCUUCUUCCCUACUCUUACAUGUGAAUCAUCUAACCCCCUGGUUCCUCUCUGUUUGUGUCCCCAGGUGACUAUGAAGUGUCUAUCAAGUUCAACAACGAGCACAUCCCCGACAGCCCCUUCAUCGUUCCCAUAGCAACGCUGUCUGACGAGGCACGCAGACUCACCGUCACCAGCCUGCAGGUAGGAACACACACACACACACACACACACACGCACACACACACACACACACACACACACACACACACACAGAGGAAUACACUGAAUUACAUGUCUUUGUUGGAACACUCCUCACAAGGCCAUCAUUUGGGACCGGCUACAGGAUCUGAGGCAUUUGACACCAGUUCCUACUUCACAGUAGCGCCGAUUUUCUGAAAUGCCUUUUUUAACAUGUGAACUUUCAUGUGCCUUAAUUACAAACUGGUAUGGGAUCUGUUAAUAUGAAUACAAAAUAUAAAUUAUGAGGCUAGUUUAGCCAAGGAGAAAAAGCACUGAGCUAUAUAGGUAGAAAGACAGGUUCCUUCCUGACUAGUCAUGAUUGGCUGAGGUAAUGGAGGAGUUGGACAUGAGAUGAGAUGAGUCCUGAUUGGUCUGUCAUGUCACAGGCUUCUGUCUAUAACAAAAUGGGGACUUCCCUGGUCAGUAUUUAGAGUUUUGGAAAGAUACAAUAUAGCUAAAAUGUUAUUUAUAUGGAGGAUACAAUCUUCCCAGCUCUGCAGAUUCUGCUGCGAAGAGACAGAAUCAUUAGAUAAUUUGUUUUGGUACUGUCCAUUUGUAGCUUGUUUUUGGUCACAGGUCCAGGAAUGGCUGAAGGAUUGCAAUAUUUACCUGGAGCUAACCCUGCAGAUAGCAUUACUGGGUGAUCUGAAAAGUCAUAGUCAAUCGAUCAAUAAUAUAAUAAUACUUUUAGCAAAAAAAUUUUAUUUUCAAUUUACAAUCUGUAGAAACAAUGAGAAUAGAAAGGUUCAGAACUUUUGUGAAACAUCACAGUACAGUUGAGAAAUAUAUGGAAAAUAGAAAUCCAAUAUGGAUGGUGUUAAGAGAUAGAUGGGAGGUGUUGAAUGGUGUUGAGGUGUUGAAUGGAGUUGAAGGAUGGGACUAAUAACAACUAACAACAACUAAUAACAACAAGAUAACUAUAAUAAUAAUAAUAUGAAUAUGAAUAUGAAUAUGCCAUUUAGCAGACGCUUUUAUCCAAAGCGACUUACAGUCAUGCGUGCAUACAUUUUAAACUAAUAAUGUAAGCAUACUGCGUCCAUAAUAUUAAUAAGUAUAUAGGUUGUAGGUUGGGAGCUUUUGUGAAAGAGCACAGUUAGAAAGACAUUGCAUAUAGAAGCAAACCAGAUGGACAUCAUGAAAAUGAUCUGAGAGGUUGAGAGUAGAGGAAGUUCAGGAGUAAAAACAAACUAAAUAUAAUUAUUGUAAAAUUGACUGUGUCCAUAAAAUGUAUAUAGUAUGUGUAAGCUGGAAGUAGAGGCCUAAGCGUUGUUGUUCACUAGUUUACUCCAAUUAGGGAAGGGGUGGUGGGGUUGGAAAGUAAUAAAGGGGAAUAUAUAUAUUUUUAAAGGAUAUGUAUAUAUAUGUAUGUAUAUGUAUUUAUCUGUAUGUAUGUGUAUAUGUAUAUAUAUAUUUGCGAGAGAAAAAAAAAACAUAUUGGAAGUGAUGCAGAGAAUUACAUUGAUGGAAGUUACAAUCUAUCUGCAAUAUUAAAGCUGAUCUCCCCCCCCAAAAAAUUAAUAAAAUAAAAAAUAAUAAUAAUAAUAAAAACAUAAUAAAAUAAAAAAAGAUAGAAUAUAGCUUUGGACAACUGCAAAAGUGUUGCUACGGCUCAAAAUCAAAAACAUUGCUUCCCUGAAUUUAGCUGUGUUUAAGUAGACAGAGUACUUUCUGGAGGACAAUGCCAUGUUGACUCCCAUGUCUGGGUGGGAGGGGCUAAGGCUUAACAGAUGGGUGGGGCUAAGGCUCAAGAGGGUGUGAACGAUGCUGUAAUGGACAUAAACAAGGAAGAGCUCUCUAGGAAGUGUGAAAAUCUCAUCAAAAUCUUUCAAAGGGCAUUUUCUCAUACUUGUCUCUUAAGUGGGAUACCAAGUUUAUCAACUUUUCAAGCAGCAUAACUUUCCCAUGUCAUAAAAUGCAAAACUACAUACAUUUAUACAUAAAUACAUUUGAUAUAAGCCUCAAUAGAGAAAUAGAGACACAUUUAGCAUAACAAUAGUUGUUUGUUGGUCAGGUUUAUACCAUAGAUUUAUUUGUCCUUAGAAGUGAAGCCAGAGGCGAGUGGGCUGUAGCAGUAACCAAGGCAACAUUGUUGUGUUGUUUAGUGGUGAGUGAGAGGGGAUGAGAGGGAUCAACUGUCCCUUCUCCAAUAGUGGGGUCAUGGUGGGGUCAUGGUGUCUGCUAGGGUCGGACAACUGGCCAGGGGUAUCAUCCCCCACAGGGACACACAUAAACACCUCCCUCUUAAACACUCUCAUCCUCAGAUAUCCCUCUCCUCAGAUAUCUCUCUCAGAUAUCUCUCUCCUCAGAUAUCCCUCUCCUCAUCUCCUUAUUCUUGUUUCAUGCACAAGACAAACACACACACACACAUUCUGUCUCACACACACAACACGUUCUGUCUCACACACGUUCUGUCUCAUGCACAAGACACACACACACACGUUCUGUCUCACACACAACACGUUCUGUCUCACACACAACACGUUCUGUCUCACCUACAACACAUUCUGUCUCACACACACGUUCUGUCUCACACACACACGUUCCGUCUCACACACACAUUCUGUCUCAUCCACAAGACACUCAUACACUCAUACACACACACACACACAAAGCUUACAGGUCCUGGACCCUGUUUCUUCUCUCUUCUCCUCUCUCUCUAUCUUCUCCGCUCUUCGCUCUUCUCUGCUCUCUCUAUCUCUCUCUUCCUUCUCCUCCCGGGCCCCUUUUUCGUUCCAUCCCCCCCCUCCUCCUUGGGUGUUCCUCCCCCAGGGGACGGGAAAAAACCCGUCAACAACCGGCCCCGGGGCAAAAGAGGGGGAACCCCCGGGUAGGGGGUGUCACGUCACCGGGAAGGAAGAAAAAAAAAAAAAAACCGAAGGAAAAAGGGAAGCCCCCCCCCCCCCCCCCUUUUUUCCCCCCCCCCCAAAACCCUCCCCCCCCCCUCCUCUCCCCAUCCCCGGGGGCCCCUUUUUCCCCCCCUUCCCCCCAAGGGGCCCCUCCUCUCAUUCUCCAUUCUCCCCCUCUUCUCUCUCCUCUUCCCUCUAUCUUCUCUUAUCCAUGCUUCCUCCUGGUCUUAACGGCCCCCCUUAGCCCCCUUUCAAAUUUUACCGACAACCUCGUCCCUCCUUCCGGGGAAAGGGGUUUUAGGUUACGGGAAAAACCUUUCUUUUCCCCUCCCGCCAGGGGCGACCCCUCGCUCCUCACCAGGAGGGGGUGCGUCUUCGCUUCCAGCGUAAGCGGGCGAGGGGCGUGGUCGUGCUAAGGUCCACACCCCCUCUGGCUCAGCUGAGGAGGUUACGUCACCGAGCUGGACAGUGGUAAGAUAACCCUAACUUUACACACAUACCAGUCCAUACAAAUAGAGGGAGGGGAGAGGUGAGCCUCCGUAUCACCGAAAGAGAGAGAGAAGAGCAAGAAGAGAGAGAUGGAAGAGGAGAGAGAAGAGACGAGAAGGAAGAGAGAGAAGAGAAGAAGAGAAGAGAAGAAGGAGGCCGAGGAGAGGAGAGAGAGGAGCUAGGAGAGGAGGGCGGAGAGGGAGAGUAGAGGAGGACGGACGCGUCCGAGCGUAGAGCGGAAGUCCUCCUAAUCUCUAUCCUCUUCUCUUCUCUCUUCUCUUCUCUUCUCUUCUCUUCUCUCCUUCUUAUAACUCCACUAUUAUCCACAGACAAGAACGCGAUCCGCUUCAUUCCACGUGAGAACGGCGUGCACUCCAUCGACGUCAAGUUCAACGGCAGUCACAUCCCCGGUAGCCCGUUCAACGUGCGGGUGGGGGAGGCAGGACAGGCUGGAGACCCAGGCUUGGUGACAGCAUACGGGCCUGGACUGGAGGGAGGAUCCACAGGUACACACUCCUUAUCUCUUCUCAUUGUCUUCUUCUCACUCCAGCUUUACAGAGGAAACCCAGACUUUCAACAAAUGUUGUACUGUGAAAGGUGAUGUUGUAUACUAGAAUAAGAAGGGGGUUGGAAGCCAGGAUCAACCAUGGUGCAGUUUAGGCUGAGAUCUCAUUUGAAGACAGGAAGGAUGGAUCCUGUGGGGUGGCCUUGGUCAAUGCCUUGGUCAAAGGCACAACAGCAGGAGAUGGCAUCUAGGAUAACUGGAACACAAUAUAUACUGUACAUGCACUGUGAAUGUGAGGUGGGUCUCCUGACCAUCUGUCUCUCUCUCUCGCUCUCUCUCUCUAGGCGUGGCCUCUGAGUUCGUAGUGAACACGUGUAACGCGGGGUCAGGUGCCCUGUCUGUGACCAUUGAUGGCCCCUCUAAGGUCAAGAUGGACUGUUCUGAAUGCCCCGAUGGCUACAAGGUUAUCUACACUCCCAUGGCCCCCGGCAGCUAUCUCAUCAACAUCAAAUACGGAGGACCCAACCACAUAGUGGGCAGCCCCUUCAAAGCCAAAGUCACAGGUGUGUGGUGUAACGUGUGCGACUUGCAUGUGUGUGAUAUGUGUAGCUUGAAUGCCAGAUCUUGAUGAAAAGGAUGCUUUAUGUAUUUGUUAUGAAACGAGACGAGGGUUGCAAUAGGAGGGUAUAUUACUGGUAUCUUUCUGAGUUUACCAGUAAACUGCCAGAAUUUUGGUAUCUUUCAAGGAUUUUAUGUAAUCUAUCACAAGACAUCUAGUGGCCCGUUUGGGUACUUCAGAUUAUCACAGGUGUCUGUAAUUAUCUCUGUCCUUAUCGCAUGUAAAAUAUAGGAAAUAGUUCAAUAAGAUGAUUUUCUAGUUAAAAUUUAAUGACAACCGCUGUAAAACAGUAUCCUAAAUAUAAACCAUCAACGUAGUGAAAACCAUUGGUGUUUAAUAUGAGGGGUUUCAACAUGAAAUAUCCUAUUAUUAUUAUUUUUUUUACACUUUUAUUUGACUAUGUCAGUAUGUAUUUGUUGUCAAUGUUUUGGUGUCAAACUGGUGGCAGUUGUGAAAAAAGUCCAUAGUUGGAAUAGUUUCAGAGGUUUGGAAAAUAAUGCCAUUGUUGAUUAGAUGCUUUUUUCAUUAAUUAGGCUAUUUUCUCUUGAACCAUAUGGUCUAUCUACUAGAAACUCAUGGACAAUAUGGACAGAGAUAUAAAAAAUGAAUACUAUAUGAAUAUCUUUUUUACAAUUAUUAUUCAAGUAUAAAUUACCAAAGUUCAGAUAGAUUGCCAUCGAUUUUGCGUUAAUUACCAAAAUGACUGAAUAUUCCAAGAACUUUGGUAAACUACCGGUUCCUUUGCUACCCUAAACGAGACACUCUCUGAAAAGUUAGAAGUUCCUAGAAAUGUUGUUAUAAAUACUUAGUAAAUUAAUACUAAAUACUGAAAUGUUACAUAAAUAAUAAAUGUUAUAUCAAUCUGUUUACUCUCAUCGGGAUUGUAGAAUUAGUAGUCAUGGACUACAAUGCUGAAGGCUAAUCAAUUCUCAAAAACACUGGCAAAAUGCAGCUAGAUUGUUGUUGUAAAGUUACAGAGUACUAGCACUCUUAGCUAGCUGUAUGAAGAUGGGGAAUCCUGUCCCACCCUCUCAUAAGAAACCCCCAUCCAUGGUGUUUUUGUCUAGUGUUUGUGUCGGUAUUGAGGAGGGGAGGUGUUAGGUUAUGUAAUGUCUGGUUUGAGUCGUGACUGCAGUUCUUUUAUAACAUGUCUGUCUCUCUCUCUCUCUCUCUCUCUCUCUCUCUCUAUCUCUCUCUCUCUCUCUCUCUCUCUCUCUCUCUCUCUCUCUCUCUCUCUCUCUGUCUCUCUCUCUCUCUCUCUCCUCUCUCUCUCUCUCUCUCUACCUCUCCUCUCUCAGGUACUCGUCUGUCCGGUGGUCAUAGCCUUCAUGAGACGUCCUCUGUGCUGGUAGAGACGGUCACUAAGACUUCCAAGGUGGCCGGAGCGUACAGCUCCUCAUCGUCCUCAUCCAAACUGACCUCAGAUGCCAGCAAGGUGGUGUGUCGAGGCGCAGGGCUCUCCAAGGCUCUGGUCGGGCAGAAGAACAUCUUCAAUGUAGACUGCAGCAAAGCAGGUGAGAUGGCUAGGAUGCCCACACACACACACCACAGGCAUGAAUUAAUGUACACACACACACACACACACACAAUCCCACCCCACACACACACACACACACACAAGCCCACCCCACACACACACUAACACAAUCCUUCCAUGACAUUUCUAACCCUGUAUCUCUCCCGUCCUCCAGGCUCUAACAUGUUGCUGGUGGGAGUGCACGGCCCCACGACCCCAUGUGAAGAGGUGUACGUCAAACACAUGGGCAACCGCCUGUACAACGUCACCUACACUGUCAAAGACAACGGAAACUACAUCGUUAUCGUCAAGUGGGGCGACGACAGUGUCCCCGGCAGCCCCUUCAAA